UAGUGAGGCAACAGUUCUCUUCUUGUAAACCCCCUCCGCAUCUCUUUCCACAGGCGCAGCUCUUUCUGCGCAACAAAAAGAAAAGGAAGCUGCACCCAGGUGUAGGGUGGCGUUAGAAAUAACUGUUCAGCUGGAUCUGUUUGAUAUUUAGUUUGCUUGUGAGAGUGUUGGACACUUAAACAUGAUGUGGUUCUUCAUCCUGAGCUUAACUGCGUGGAUGGGAAAGGCUGUGAGCAGCUCCUGUCCACAGUUAGAAAUGAGCCCUCCUAGAGUUGUGGUGAGAUUUGGAGACUCUUUAUCAGCCAACUGCACCUCAUCAUUUAACCAGACAGAGGGAAUGGGCUGGGAGUCUCCGUAUGGAGGAGUGGACCUUACCCAGGGUGUCUCUUCUCUUCCCUUUAAAAUUAACUCUGUGUCAGACUGGGUGAUGGAACCAAUGUGUUAUGUGAAUCUCCCUGGUGAUAACCAGUGUACAAAAAUAUUACCAGUCACUGUUUACAAAAUGCCAGACAGUGUGUCUUUGAAGAAUUUAAAUAGCAUGGUGGAAGGCCAACAGUAUGCCAUACAGUGUGACAUUGUUAAUGUGGCACCAGCAAGAAAUCUCUCUGUGCUUUGGCACAAAGGAAAUAAGAUCUUGCUUUCUCAGACUUUUGAUGAGUCUCGUCCAUCUCCGGUCAAUAAGUCAUCUGUCCUCAAUGUGAUUGCUCAUAGAGACGAUGAUGGAGCUCAACUCUGGUGUGAAGCAAAGCUAAACUUGUGGCCAGAAGCACAAGGUCCUCCCACGAUGCCUUCAAAGUCAUAUAAUGUGACUGUACUCUACCCACCGACCUUCACCAAUCCCGCAAAUGAGACUCUGGAACUUUCAGCUGGUCAAAUGAUGACUUUAAAUUGCACAGCUACAGGAAACCGUGUGCCAUCGUACCGCUGGCAAUUCCCACAAGCAGCUCAAGAGGCGUACAAGAGUCAAGAUGAGAAUCAACCCAUUCUGACCCGACCAUUUGAGCAUCCGGGGGUCUAUGUCUGCACAGCCUCAAACAGCCAGGGAACUGUGACCAAAUAUUUCACUGUCAGCAAGCCUUCAGGUUCCAACACUGGGGCCAUUGUUGGGAUUGUAAUUGCUGUGAUCUCCAUUCUCUGUAUUUUGGGAGUGAUUUAUUGGAAACGACCUUGCAAAGGAUAAGCGGAAGAAAAUGGAUGGAUGGAUAACAGAAGAGUUGAAAGAGAGAAUGCAAAAACAACAACAAAAAACAGAUUUUCUCUUCAUUACUACAUUCGUAUCCGAAAAAGCUACAGUAACGAGUACUCGUGAUGCUGAAAUGGAAUGCUGAUUAUUGUUACACUUGAUAGGGUGACUACUAAUAAUGUGACCUGCUGUUUUUAAAUAUUAUACUCUUUGUUAUAAGCAGAAUAUCUGCUUAUAACGAACUUAUAACUGUGAUUACUCAAAAAUGUUGCAUAAAUGUUUUUAAAGCUAACUUUAAUGUCUUACGGUCAUGGAGAUACACUGCAUAGCACUGUUUAAAUAAAUCUGGAAAAAGAUUAGCACAUCCCCCGCUGAGUAUUCAACCACUUGCAGAUCGAGUUUCGAGGUAUGAAAGCAAGAAUAACUUUUUUCAACAUUACCAUCUUGCCAUAUUUGUGACAUGUUGCCUUUUGUCAUUUUAUAUUCUUUAUGUAACCUGACCUGUUGGCCCACAGAGCUCUGCUGGCAAAUGUUUUAGUAACUGGACAAUAUGUGAUAUAUUGCAACAGAAAGUAAUUUGACUGAGAGUCAACCAUCAUUGAGCUAAUCAAGUUUUUUUUUUUUUUUUACAUGUAAAAAAACUUGUCAAACAUUGAAAACCUGUCUGCAACAUUCUGUAGACCUUUGCCUAAUGAUUACUCUGAAUACUACCAAGUUUCAGAAGAACUGGCCAGCAAAAAAAAGGGAGUAGUGAAUGAAGUUAAACGAUCUACAGUAUUUCUUUAAAAUAUGAAAAAUUCCUAAAACCUAAGUAAGUGAAAAAUCAGAAAUUAAUCUGUGGCAUUUUGUAUAGAUUUGCCUAAUGAAUUGUGGCAAGUUUCAAAAGACUCAGUAAAUAAAUAAGAGAAGUGGUCACUGAA
Messenger RNA from Archocentrus centrarchus (flier cichlid), 2103 nucleotides. RefSeq names its product intercellular adhesion molecule 1-like. The transcript has 5 exons. Gene Ontology annotation, molecular function: integrin binding. The record is from RefSeq and is a predicted model, not a curated record. Gene Ontology annotation, biological process: cell-cell adhesion. Bases 182 to 1180 code for a protein of 332 amino acids. Gene Ontology annotation, cellular component: membrane. NCBI's taxonomy places the organism in Eukaryota, Metazoa, Chordata, Actinopteri, Cichliformes, Cichlidae.